CCAAAAUCCGAAUUUAAAUCAACCAUGUCUACCUACACUGAAUCCUGGCUGAGUGGCCCUCACUCUACGUCGUUCUAUACCCGGCUCUACGCCCCGGCCUCUUCCCCCUCUUCCCCCAAGGGCGUGCUCGUGUUCAUCCACGGCUUCAUCGAGCACGUUGGGCGCUACGAGCACGCGCACAACGCGUGGGCCGCGCGAGGGUUCGCCGUCUUCGCCUUUGACCAGCGCGGGUUCGGGCGCACGGCGCUCGACGCGAAGCGGAGCAAGGGGAGCUCGUACGGCAAGACGAGCGGGCCUGACCGCAUGGGCGACGUGCAGUGGGCCGUGCGGCACGCUAAGGAAACGUUCUCGGACGCUCCUGUGUUUUUGAUGGGUCACUCGAUGGGCGGUGGUAUUGUGCUCGGUUUCCCAACACAUUCGGGCUCGCCGCUUGACAAGGAGACCGUUGCCCUCCUCUCAGGAGUCAUCGCGACGAGCCCCUUGCUUCGCCUGUCGCACCCGCCCCUGGAUUUCGUUCGCUGGAUCGGUGGCAAGGCUGGCAACAUAUUCCCUAAUAUGCCGAUCCCUGCCAAUGUCGAGCCCCAAUUCCUCUCACACGAUCAAGCAUGCAUUGAGAGCAACAUCCACGAUCCACUAAUCCACCGCUCGGCGACGCUCCGCGCCAUCGACGACAUGCUCUCGCGCGGCGACAUCCUCGUCGCAGAGAACUUCAAAAACUGGCCCAAAGGACUCCCGGUCUUGAUCGUUCACGGUGACGAAGACCAAGUAUGUUCUAUCGACGCGAGUCAAAAAUUCUACGAGAAACUGCCCGCGUCUGACAAGCACAUGUCUGUCUACUCCGGUGGAUACCACGAGCUACACAACGAGCCGGACGGCGUGAAGGAGAAAUUGUUCGACGAGUGCAUAUCCUGGGCAGAGGCGCGACUGCCUUCUGUCGCUCAUGCCCGCCCGUCAUCGUCGACCGACCGCGUCGCGCCAGAUGCGGCACAAGUCGACGAGUCGCUCUUCUCGUCCCGCCUCUAAACCUCUCUCGCUUGCGCGCCUGCUCUGCCGCAGCUUCCUGAUCUGUUUUGCUUCGAUCUAUCAACGCGGAUACGCGGAUAUCUACACGAUUCCCCGACCUGACAGCUUAUGCAUCGAUAAAGCGAAAAAAAAAGUUGUAUACUAUUCUAAAACUGCUGUUUGGGUUUUUACUCUCACAAGCUUUCGUCGUGGUCUGUUUUGAUCAUAUAUUUAUAAUACCAUUCUGCACUCACAUGUACCAUGUCCAAUAAUACCUAUCUAAGAAUUGUGUUCC
Molecule: messenger RNA, 1297 nt
Organism: Heterobasidion irregulare TC 32-1
Lineage: Eukaryota; Fungi; Basidiomycota; Agaricomycetes; Russulales; Bondarzewiaceae
Product: lysophospholipase
Exons: 5
Coding region: 25-1023 (332 amino acids)
Cellular component (GO): membrane
Molecular function (GO): lipase activity
Source: RefSeq, a predicted model, not a curated record